Messenger RNA from Babesia bigemina, 321 nucleotides. RefSeq lists its product as hypothetical. Bases 1 to 321 code for a protein of 106 amino acids. The record is from RefSeq and is a predicted model, not a curated record. The transcript has a single exon. Lineage: Eukaryota; Apicomplexa; Aconoidasida; Piroplasmida; Babesiidae.
AUGUCGAGGGCGCCGAAGGCAGAGCAGUUUGAGAUGUCCCUGGUGAGGCUGAAAAGCGGUGCUGGCAGCCGUGCGGACGACUAUAUAGAGCCAGAAGAUGUCGAUGCUGAGAUGCCAGAUGAGGUUGUGGAGCAGAAGCAGGACGACAGCGGUGCUGAGGAAGCAACAGAAAAGCCACGGCCAAAAGUCCGUAUCACUUCGAAGGAGUGGCGCAAUCUGAACAAGGUGAACUACGGUUUCAACAAAGAGGAGCUGAAGCAGUUCAUCCGGGAUAUCAAGCAGUUUAAACCGGUGCACGGGUUGCGUCUCCCUAUGCUGUGA